AGUAAAAGACCCGUGUUGGUUCUUCAGAAUGACUCUCUCUACUCUCAGAGACGUCCUUACACCAAUGAAGAUGAGGCCUGGAAAACUUUUCUUGAAAAUCCCCUCACAGCAGCUACCAAAGCUAUGAUGAGCAUCAAUGGGGAUGAAGACAGUGCAGCUGCCCUCGGACUGCUCUAUGAUUACUACAAGGUUCCAAGGGAGAGGAGAUCUUCAACAGCUAAGCCUGAGGUAGAACAUCCUGAACAAGACCAUAGCAAAAGGAACAGCAUCCCAAACGUUUCAGAACAGUCGCUCAUUUCUGCUGGAGAAAACAGAGUCCAGGUUCUGAAAAAUGUGCCUUUCAAUAUUGUCCUUCCACAUACCCCCCAGAUGGGCAUGGACAAGCGGGGCCACCUCACAACCCCCGACACGACGGUGACGGUGUCCAUCGCCACGAUGCCCACGCACUCCAUCAAGACGGAGACGCAGCCGCACGGCUUUGCCGUGGGCGUCCCGCCGGGCGUCUACCACCCCGAGCCGCCCGAGCGCGUGGUGGUCUUCGACAGGAACCUCAACCCCGACCAGUUCAGCUCCAGCGCCCAGCCUCAGAACUCCCAGCGGCGCACGCCGGACUCCACCUUCUCGGAGACUUUCAAGGAGGGGGUGCAAGAGGUUUUCUUUCCUACUGAACUGAAUCUCCGAAUGGCCAACAUGAAUUCAGAAGAUUAUGUUUUUGACAGCAUUUCUGGGAAUAACUUUGAGUACACUCUGGAAGCCUCCAAGUCCCUCCGACAGAAGCCUGGGGACAGCACAAUGACUUACCUGAACAAAGGUCAAUUUUACCCAAUCACCCUGAAAGAAGUCAGCAGCACCGAAGGAAUCCAUCACCCCAUCAGUAAAGUCCGAAGUGUCAUUAUGGUAGUGUUUGCUGAAGACAAAACAAGGGAAGAUCAACUCAGGCACUGGAAAUACUGGCACUCAAGACAGCACACAGCCAAACAAAGAUGCAUUGACAUAGCUGACUACAAGGAGAGCUUCAACACCAUCAGCAACAUUGAGGAGAUUGCCUACAAUGCCAUAUCCUUCACCUGGGACAUCAACGAGGAAGCAAAGGUUUUCAUUUCUGUGAACUGCCUCAGCACAGAUUUUUCCUCUCAGAAGGGAGUUAAAGGUCUUCCCCUGAAUCUUCAGAUUGACACUUACAGCUACAAUAACAGGAGUAACAAACCUGUCCACAGAGCCUACUGCCAAAUUAAAGUCUUCUGUGACAAGGGAGCAGAGAGGAAGAUCAGGGAUGAAGAGCGAAAGCAAAGCAAAAGAAAAGGCAAGUGCACUGAUCCCAGCUCUCAGUUGAAUGCCUUUUCUGAUGUCAAAGUGCCCAUGCUUCCCUCCCACAAGCGUACUGACAUCACCAUCUUCAAGCCCUUCAUGGACCUGGACACUCAGCCUGUCCUGUUCAUCCCUGAUGUUCACUUUGCAAACCUGCAGCGUGGGGCUCACGUCCUUCCUGUUGCUUCAGAAGAACUAGAGGGUGAAAGUUCCAACCUGAAGAGAGGAGGUUAUAUUGGUGAAGAGGACUUUAUUGCUACUCCAAAUAAGAUGGCCAGAAUAGAAGAACCAAAAAGAGUGCUGCUGUAUGUCCGAAAAGAGUCAGAGGAAGUCUUUGAUGCACUGAUGUUAAAGACACCAUCUCUGAAAGGCCUAAUGGAAGCGAUAUCUGACAAGUAUGAAGUUCCUUUUGAUAAAAUAGGAAAAAUCUUCAAAAAAUGUAAAAAAGGAAUUCUGGUCAACAUGGACGAUAACAUUGUGAAACACUAUUCUAAUGAAGAUACCUUCCAGCUGCAGAUUGAAGAGGUUGGAGGAUCUUACAAGCUCACUUUGACUGAGAUCUAAGAUCACAGAUCACUGUGGAUUUUAAACAAAGGUCUCAAGUGAACAUUUUCCCAUAAUUCAGUAUGUUGGGCAAAACACUAAUCACCUCCAGAAGAAAGCCAGAUGUUUGACUUGUUCUGGGGAGCAGAGCAGUGGUUUUGCUUAAUACAUUUGUGUUUGUGUUCUUGCUCAUGACCUUAUUUGCACUUGAAAUGGGCAAGCAAAGAUCAGCAAUUAAAUGGAGAGCAUGUAUAUAUUUUUACUAGUGUAUAAACCACUAGUAGGUAUGGGAGGGGUAAUCUCCUGGAAGGUGGCCUUUUAGACUGGUGAUGUCUUAUUUAUCUAUUCAGUAACCAUGUUUGAGCCUGUUAUCACCUAAUGCCGUUUUACUGGACUGUUUUCUGCUAGGGAGAGCUGCAAAACUACUAAUUGAUACUAGUAGGAGUUGCAUGCAGGUUGGAGAAAAGUCUAUAAUGUUUACUUGUGACCAGGGCAGACUGUUGAAAUCACUUGUGUCAUUUGGGGGGAAUGUAAAACUGCCUUGCUUAUGAAGAACUCGCCUUAGUAACUGUGUGAACUCUCAUCAGAUGAAGCUAUAUUGUAUAUAAGUGCAAUAUAUUUUUGAAGGUUUGUAAAUGUGUACA
This is a messenger RNA of Ficedula albicollis (Collared flycatcher), 2495 nucleotides long. RefSeq names its product grainyhead like transcription factor 1 (gene GRHL1). The transcript has 15 exons. The coding region runs from base 124 to 1872 and encodes 582 amino acids. The record is from RefSeq and is a predicted model, not a curated record. Gene Ontology annotation, biological process: regulation of transcription by RNA polymerase II. Gene Ontology annotation, cellular component: nucleus. Gene Ontology annotation, molecular function: RNA polymerase II cis-regulatory region sequence-specific DNA binding; DNA-binding transcription activator activity, RNA polymerase II-specific. Lineage: Eukaryota; Metazoa; Chordata; Aves; Passeriformes; Muscicapidae.